Molecule: messenger RNA, 747 nt
Organism: Letharia columbiana
Lineage: Eukaryota; Fungi; Ascomycota; Lecanoromycetes; Lecanorales; Parmeliaceae
Exons: 3
Coding region: 1-747 (248 amino acids)
Source: RefSeq, a predicted model, not a curated record
AUGGGCGAUCCACUUUCCAUAUCUGCAAGUGCGGCGGGGCUUGUCUCUUUAGGCCUGACAGUGUGUUCUGGUCUCCUCGACUACUACAGUGCAUGGAAAGAUCAGCCUUCUGAUGUCUCCGAAAUGCGGGAAUCUUUGAUAGCUCUCAACAAGACGUUCGAACUGCUGGACGAGAGGGUCCACCAUCCUUUAUUUGACCCCAAAAGCGUCGAUCGAGUCACAAAAAGCAUCAAAUCUUGUGAUGCUGGGGUUCAGAGACUACGAACUAAAUUGGAGAAGAUCCGUAAUGCUAAGCCAGGUAUGAGCGCACGUUUCCAAAGAGCUCGGUAUCCAUUUCAGCGAAAAACGCUAGAGAAGCUGCGGCGGACGAUCUCGGAUCUUCGAAGCAAUCUGAGUCUGGCAAUCACACUUCAACUCGACAUUUCUACAACGUCGCUUGAUCGAUUGAGUCAAGUCGAUACAAGCAUAAAGAAGCUAAUUGACAACUCCGAAGUCUCCAGUACGAAGAUCCUUGACAGCAUUUCGAAAGUACACCUCAGUCAGGAGCAAGAGAAGUUGCGAGCUCUUAGUUCCGAGGAACAGGAUGUGAUAAAAUGGCUCUCCCCCCUGGAAUUCUUCUCCAAGCAAAGUGAUGCUCUAAGUAGACAUCAGAAAGGCACCGGUCGAUGGCUGCUCGAAUCUAACGAGUUUCGCUCUUGGGUUGGUACUGCUGGAAGGGUCCUUUGGUGCCCGGGAAUGCGUGAGUAA